AUGGCGCACGUCUGUGGCCUGUGGCUGUCCGGCUGCCUGGCCCUGGCCACCCUGUCUUGCCUUGUGCAUGGCCAGCAUGUGUUCCUGGGCCCUCAGCAAGCCCUGUCGCUGCUCCAGCGGGCCCGGGUCCGACGCGCCAACAGCUUCCUGGAGGAGAUACGCCAGGGCAACCUGGAGCGGGAGUGCCUGGAGGAGGUGUGCAGCAAGGAGGAGGCCUUCGAGGCCCUGGAGUCUUCCACCGCCACGGAUGUGUUCUGGGGCAAGUACACAGCUUGUGAGCCAGUGAGGAAACCUCGAGAAAAGCACGACAGAUGUAUGGAAGGUAGCUGUGUGGAAGGUGUGGGUGCUAACUACCAAGGGAACGUGAGCUUCACCCGGUCAGGCAUCGAGUGCCAACUGUGGAAGAGUCGCUACCCACACAAGCCUGAAGUCAACUCCACCACCCACCCUGGGGCGGACUUGCGGGAGAACUUCUGCCGUAACCCAGACAGCAGCCCCACCGGGCCCUGGUGUUACACCACAGACCCCACCGUGCGAAGGGAGGAGUGCAGCGUGCCUCUGUGUGGCCAGGGGGGCGUAACUGUGGAGUUCACCCCACGCUCCAGAGACCCCACGGUGAAGGAGUCACCGCCAUCGGAGCCAUGCGUGCCUCAGCGAGGCCGGUACUACCAGGGCCGCCUGGCAGUGACCACACACGGGACGCCCUGCCUGCCCUGGGCCAGUGCGCAGGCCAAGACCCUGAGCAAGGACCAGGACUUCAGGCCAGAUGUGCCGCUGGAGGAGAACUUCUGCCGCAACCCAGACGGGGACCAGGAGGGCGCAUGGUGCUAUGUGGCGGGGCAGCCUGGCGACUUCGAGUACUGUGAUCUCAACUACUGCGAGGAGCCCUUGGAGGAGAUGGAGGACAUUCUGGCCCCGGAACCGGAAACGGCCAUAGAGGGACGCACCGCCUUGGAGGAGUUUCAGCCCUUCUUCAAUGAGAAGACCUUCGGCAGUGGGGAGGCAGACUGUGGGCUACGGCCUCUGUUUGAGAAGAAGUCAGUGGAGGACCAGACACAACAGGAGCUUCUCGACUCUUACAUUGAAGGACGCAUCGUGCAUGGUUGGGAUGCAGAGACUGGCAUUGCGCCCUGGCAGGUGAUGCUUUUCCGGAAGAAUCCCCAAGAGCUGCUGUGUGGGGCCAGCCUCAUUAGUGACCGCUGGGUCCUCACGGCUGCCCACUGCCUCCUGUACCCUCCUUGGGACAAGAACUUCACUGUAGAUGAUCUUCUGGUGCGCAUUGGCAAACACUCCCGCACCAGGUAUGAGCGAGGCUUUGAAAAGAUCUCCAUGCUGGAGAGGCUCAUCAUCCACCCCCGGUACAACUGGAGGGAGAACCUGGACCGGGACAUCGCUCUGCUGAAGCUCAAGAAGCCCAUCACCUUCAGCGACUACAUCCACCCUGUGUGCCUGCCGGACAAGGAGACAGCAAACAGAUUGCUCCAGAGUGGAUACAAAGGGAGGGUGACAGGCUGGGGCAACCUGAAGGAGACCUGGACAACGAACCCUGGGGAACUGCAGCCCAAAGUCCUGCAGGUGGUCAACCUGCCCAUCGUGGACCGGCCGACCUGCAAGGCCUCCACCCGGAUCCGCAUCACGGACAACAUGUUCUGUGCUGGUUAUAAACCUGGCGAAGAGAAAAGAGGGGAUUCUUGUGAAGGUGACAGUGGGGGACCCUUUGUCAUGAAGAGCCCCUUUAACAACCGCUGGUAUCAAAUGGGCAUCGUCUCAUGGGGUGAAGGCUGUGACAGGGAUGGAAAAUAUGGCUUCUACACACAUGUGUUCCGCCUGAAGAAGUGGAUACAGAAGGUCAUCGAUCGGUUUGGAAGUUAGGGGGGCCUCCUCAUGUUUUAGCCUCCUCACUGUAAAAUCACAGAAACCAAUGCAGUGAAAUUAUUAUUUUUGUUUUAUGCCUGAAACUAGAGUUCGCAAUAAAAGUGACCCAAUCACUGAGCCU
Talpa occidentalis (Iberian mole) is the source of this 1996-nucleotide messenger RNA. RefSeq names its product coagulation factor II, thrombin (gene F2). Lineage: Eukaryota; Metazoa; Chordata; Mammalia; Eulipotyphla; Talpidae. Gene Ontology annotation, molecular function: serine-type endopeptidase activity; calcium ion binding. Gene Ontology annotation, biological process: positive regulation of blood coagulation; platelet activation; proteolysis. The transcript has 14 exons. The record is from RefSeq and is a predicted model, not a curated record. Bases 1 to 1872 code for a protein of 623 amino acids. Gene Ontology annotation, cellular component: extracellular region.